UGUCAAGAAUAUUGACUUAGCUGAAGGAUUUGCUCAUCUUGUUAACAAUUCAAGCUGUAAAUUAGUUAUCAAAAUCACUUCUUUAUUCAAUUUAAUUAAAUUUAAAUGAAGUCCCAAUUAGCGUCUGGAUUAGCCGGUAGAGCUGCUGUGUAACGGAGCAGGAGCUCCAACGCAACACACAAACUCUCUCUAUUUGCCGACUGAAAGUUUGCAACUUUACUGAGAUCCAAAGAUGAUUGUAACGGCGAAGCUAAGAUUGAUGAAAACCAUGUGUUUUGCUUCAGCUUUCAGGAGCUUCCGCUUUCCAUUGCUAAGGGAAUUGGGAAUGGGUAACUUUCAAUCUCCAACCCUAUUAUUUACUUGUUCUUUCCAUUCUUCUUCGAGAGCAACUUCCGCUCACACACAUAAAGAUGCAAGCUUGAUAUCUAAAUUCAAUUCUGCUUCUUUUAGGGACGUUGAUGAUGCCCUAGCUUCCUUUAAUCACAUCAUUCUUAUGCAUCCUCUGCCUUCUAUUGUUGAAUUUGGUCGAUUUUUAUCUGCUCUUGUCAGAAUGAAACAAUACCAAACGGUCAUUUGCUUGUCCAGAACAAUUGAGUCGCUAGGAAUCUCACACAAUUUUUAUUCUCUUGCCAUCUUGAUUAAUUGCUUCUGCCGCUUACAUCUAGUGGAUUUCGGGUUCUCAAUUUUCGGAAAAAUACUCAAAUUUGGAUUGGAGGCCGACAUUGUGACAUUUAACACCUUAAUUAACGGCCUCUGUGUAGAGGGUAAAAUCAAUAGAGCAGUAGACUUUUUCAAUGACAUGGUUGCAGGAGGUUACCAACCUAAUGUUUGUACUUACACUGUGAUAGUAAGUGGUCUUUGUAAAUUUGGGAAAACAAAUGUGGCUAUUUGGUUGCUAAAAGAAAUGAUUGAGAGAGGUUGUGAGCCAAAUGCUGUGACUUACACUGCAAUUAUCGAUGCCCUUUGCAAGGAUAAGCUAGUUGCUGAGGCUGUAAGCCUCUUCUCUCAAAUGAGGGAUAAGCGCAUUUCGCCUGAUGUUAUCACUUACACCUGCUUAAUUCAUGGUCUUUGCAAUUUAGGCAAAUGGAAUCAAGCUCGAGCCUUGUUGAAAGAAAUGGUGGGGCAUAACAUAUCACCAAACAUUUUUACCUUCAAUAUAUUGAUUGACUCUCUUUGUAAGGAGGGACUGGUUUCAAAUGCUCAAAGUAUAAUCAAGAUAAUGAUUCAAUCAGGUGUGGAGCCUAAUGCUGUCAGUUACAAUUCACUGAUGGACGGAUAUUGUUUGCGUAGCCAAUUGGAUGAAGCUAUAAAAAUUUUUGAUUUGAUGGUACACAAUGGAAUAGUUGAUGCUUUUAGCUACAACAUCUUGAUUAAUGGAUAUUGCAAGAGCAAAAGGAUAGAUGAAGCAAUGCAACUUUUUGAUGAAAUGCCUCAAAAAGGUUUUCUUCCUGACACUGUUACUUAUACUACUCUUAUACAAGGCUUGUGGAAUGCAGGGAAGGCCAGGACUGCACUCGUUCUUUUCAACAACAUGUGUUCUCAUGGUCAGCAGCCAGAUAUAAUAACUUUCUCAACUUUGCUUGAGGGCUUGUGCAAACAGGGGGAUCUUGAUGAGGCACUUACAUUAUUUAAAGAAAUGGAAAAGAGUCAAUUGAAGCCUAAUCAUGUGAGUUAUACCAUUUUGAUUGAUGGCAUGUGCAAAGCUGGGAAGCUUCAUGAUGCUAAGGAAUUUUUUUCUAGGCUUUUUGAAAAAGGCUUGCAGCCUAAUGUUUAUACAUAUGGUAUAAUAAUUAAAGGCCUUUGCAUAGAGGGAUUGCUAGUUGAAGCAUACAAGGUGUUUAGAGGAAUGAAAGAUGGUGGAUGUUCACCGAAUGGUUGCUGUUAUAAUGUAAUUAUUCAAGGAUUUCUCAGACAUGGAGAUGUACCAAAAGCAUCACAACUUAUUGAAGAAAUGGUUGGUAAGGGAUUCACUGCAGAUGCCACGACCGCCAAAUUGGUAAUGCAUUUAUUGCCCAAUGACGAUCUCAUUCUUAGAAAACUGCAAAAUCAGACUGAAGGUUCUAAAGGUGUAAAUGUGAAGUGAGAUAUUAUCAAUCAAUGCCUGGUCAAUAGAUGUAAGACGUCUUUGUUAUGUUGUGUGUUAUUGGUAUGUAAUUCUCUUUCAAUAUGUUUACAAUUACAAUUUAUCCAGUUAGUUGCUUUAGUUUUUAUACAAGAAACUGUUUAUUAGUUGUAAACAUUAAUGAAUAUGUUCUAUUGAUACGUUGUUCUGAAA
Messenger RNA from Hevea brasiliensis (rubber tree), 2275 nucleotides. RefSeq names its product putative pentatricopeptide repeat-containing protein At1g12700, mitochondrial. The record is from RefSeq and is a predicted model, not a curated record. The transcript has a single exon. Bases 233 to 2083 code for a protein of 616 amino acids. Gene Ontology annotation, molecular function: protein binding. Lineage: Eukaryota; Viridiplantae; Streptophyta; Magnoliopsida; Malpighiales; Euphorbiaceae.